UUUCCCUGUCUUUGCGAGGCUUAAGGUUCCCGAAACGGUUACAAAAUAAUAUCAUAACAGAGAAACAUAAGCAUCCCACGAUUCCUUUCUGCCUCGCACACAACCUUCAAAAUUAUCAUUUUGUUUUCUUCACAAAAUGUUCUCGCUCCCUCAUUUUUCUCUGCUUCUUUUAUCAGCAUCUGCUUAUUUAAUUUAGCUUCUGCCAACUGGGAAACAGAGCAGGGGAAGGGAAACAGCAACAACUAUCCAAAUACAACUCCAAUCCUUUCUGAAUUUUGAUUGGACUUGUGGGCUAAGAUUCGUUCACACUUCGCUUUUUUCCUUUUCUUCUGUCACUACACUGUUUGUGAUUCUGGAAAAGGCCUGCCAUUUCUGUAAGUGGGUUUCUUUCGAAAUUUGAAUUCAAGGUCUCAGCAAAGUGGUUUGUGUUGAGAGUUAGUUGAAAACGUCGAACUAGCUGCUCAAACUUUUUUGCCAUUCAUGGAUAAGCUAUGCUGCUUUAAGGCUUCAUACUCUCAGCUUGUAGCAUCACGUUCUUCAUCCAGCACUGGUAAGGGGAAAAAUCAUGAAGGCUCAAUAAAGUAUGGUUUCAGCUUGGUCAAAGGGAAAGCUAAUCACCCAAUGGAAGAUUAUCAUGUUGCCAAGUUUGCGAAGAUAGAGGAUAAUGAAUUGGGUUUAUUUGCUAUUUAUGAUGGUCACUUGGGAGACCGUGUACCUGCCUACUUACAGAAACAUUUGUUUACCAACAUUUUGAGUGAGGAGGAAUUUUGGAGUGACCCCACUUUUUCUAUCUCAAAAGCAUAUGAAAGCACAGAUCAGGAAAUUCUAUCACAUAGUUCUGAUUUGGGGCGUGGUGGAUCAACAGCUGUUACUGCAAUAUUGAUUAAUGGGCGAAGAUUAUGGAUUGCUAAUGUUGGAGACUCACGAGCUGUUCUGUCAAGAAAAGGUCAAGCUGUUCAAAUGACUACAGAUCAUGAGCCCAACACAGAACGAGGCAGCAUUGAGAAUAGAGGUGGUUUUGUCUCCAACUUGCCAGGUGAUGUGCCCAGAGUAAAUGGACAACUGGCUGUUUCCCGUGCAUUUGGAGACAAGAGUCUCAAGUCACAUUUGCGAUCAGACCCUGAUGUACAGUCUACUGACAUAGAUGUUGAUACUGAUAUUCUAAUCCUUGCAAGUGAUGGACUUUGGAAGGUAAUGGCUAAUCAAGAGGCAGUGGAUAUUGCUAGAAGAACGAGAGACCCACAGAAAGCAGCUAAGCAACUAACAGCUGAAGCAUUAAAAAGAGACAGUAAAGAUGAUAUAUCUUGUGUUGUGGUUAAAUUCAGGUGAUGAUAUGAUGAUAUCUUUCAAACUGUGUUUCAUGAUGGGGUGCAGUUUAUGACAAUAAUAGGGUACAUCUCAACAUACAGAGCAUGUCAACAUAUGGUCUGGGCCAAACAACAUAUAUUACAUACUUGUUUGGAUUAAUCUUGACCAAAUAGGUAAUUUGCCAUAGAAACAAAAAGAAGGGUAUGUCAAGCUCUAAAAUUGGUUUUGUUUUUUUUUCAUUAGAUUUUGUCGCUUGAGAAUGUUUGAUUUCUUUGUGUCAAGUGUCACUACUCAGAAUCUGCUGUAUAUUAUCUUUUUAUUCUUCAUAAAAGACCAGGCGGCUUUGUAAAAGACGAAUAUGCUUCUAGUUAUUGAUUGGAGUAUAGUGAGUGCUAGAAUGAUUGGUCCUAUCCAUGUUUUUUUUUUUUGGUCCAUGUUCUAUACACAGUUGUUUAGCACAAUAUUUGAUAGACAUGGACCCUCUUUUCUUGGUUCUAUUUUCCAAAUUGGAGGAGGUGCCCAAGUUGGCUUUUCAGAGAUUUUUCACGAUCCUGUCACACGAGCUUUUGGUGCCAUAAGAAUAAUGUUUCAUGCAUUUACGCAAGUACUUGCAUAAAAUGAAUAAAAGCAUCUUUGUCUGUUGAUGCAGACU
Molecule: messenger RNA, 1960 nt
Organism: Abrus precatorius (Indian licorice)
Lineage: Eukaryota; Viridiplantae; Streptophyta; Magnoliopsida; Fabales; Fabaceae
Product: probable protein phosphatase 2C 10
Exons: 6
Coding region: 481-1329 (282 amino acids)
Biological process (GO): protein dephosphorylation
Cellular component (GO): nucleus; cytosol
Molecular function (GO): protein serine/threonine phosphatase activity
Source: RefSeq, a predicted model, not a curated record